This is a messenger RNA of Marchantia polymorpha subsp. ruderalis, 2032 nucleotides long. Lineage: Eukaryota; Viridiplantae; Streptophyta; Marchantiopsida; Marchantiales; Marchantiaceae. The record is from the annotation of a GenBank genome assembly.
GAAACGCAGUUCGCAACUGCGUUCUACGCUGCGGUUGGCAGGGUUUAGGGUUUACGUCGUAAUCGUCUCUCUCGUAGUACUCGUGGUGCUCACGGACAUCGAAGAAGCCCACGAGCACCGAGUGGAUAAGAUUCUGCGGAAUCAAGCGCUCAGCGCAGCGAAGCUCUCUCUCUGUCUGUCAAUGGAAGCUGUGCUCGCGUUGAAUUGACAGCCCGGCCUCGAGCGAAGGAAGAAGGACAGCAGCGGAGCGCAAGAAUGGCGUCGGCUGCUGCCACCGCCAGCUUCUUGGGUCUACGCGCUCCACCGCGCGUGCCCCAGUGCGUUUCGUGCCCUUCGUGGCGUGCAUCGGCCUCGAUUCCUCGUCAUGCGCGGCCGGUUUGUCAAUUGUCCGCAGCUGUGGGUCGGCCGCCUGUUUUUCAGUCUGUGAGGAUUGCGGGGACGCUGGGCGAGAGGACGCAGAAGCUUCAGCGGUUCAGGGCUCGUUCGGAUGAAUUCGAGCUCGAAGAUGAAGUGGAUUUUGAGAUGGACAGGCCGGAGCUUGGCGAGGAUGAGGAAGAUGAUAUGCGUGACUACGAAGCGGAAUAUGAAUCGAUUGCGGGGUAUACGACAUUGCAGCGCGGUGAAAGCGAUACGUUUAUGAGUACCGAGGGCGAGGAGGAGGAGACUGUAGUGGACUGGAAAAUCAACGAGGACGAAUUCCACAAAAUGAGCUUAUUCAAUUGCGACUUUUUUAUCAGGAAGAUUUCGGACCCAGAUGAUGAUGUCUAUGAUUUUCGAGAGAUGUAUGUGACUCCUCCAGACACAGAUACGUAUUCUAUUCCCAAGGUCGUUGGGACGAUGCCCAAGAAGCCCGUGAGGUGUACAGCAAGCAGGUACGAAUACAUUCAUACUACAGAACCGCCUGUGGAUCAGCCACGCGCUCCACUUUAUAAAACCGAUAUGGAAUGUAUGAAGAUAUUUCUCAUGAGGCAUUUGAAAGACAGGCGCACAGAUCAUGAGAAGUUCAUUCUGGAUUUCGAAGAGAUAUAUGUCAUUGACUCCAAGUCAAAAUCUAUCACUCGGGCCGAAGUCAAAGUUGAAGUUCCCGGGGGCAAAAACCGCGACAGGAGUCAGGAGGUUUUGAUCGUACGAGAUGAUGGAAACACUUUUAAAAUUAUACCAGAGGAAGAGCAAAUGACUCCAGAUGAGGUUAUAGGAGCUAUGCAAUGGGAGAAAACUCGUGAGAACAUGGAGAACUAUUUGCGAGGAUUUAGGGACUAUGAAACAUCCAACUGGUUUUAAGUUUCGUCGUCGACAUCAAUGUAAUAUAAAUAUUACCAAUUACUCAAUUUUGACAGUAGGAAGGCUACCUUGAUCGUUCUUAGAGGAAAACAACGGUAGCAGAGCAUCUUUUCGUCAGUAUGGCACAGCUCGGGUAGGAUUAGCCUUCGUUAAAAGAAGCCUGGAAGCCAUGAGUAUCCGGUCAUGUUCGUGAGGAACUUAAUAGCUUAGGUGGAAGGCAAAGAAGGCCCUUCUUGGGGGCUGGAGCCAUAACACUCAAGAAGAGCUAGUAUUUUAAUCUUGUGUCAAAAUAUACGGGCUAAGGGACAUUUCAGGUUAAUAUUGACCACUGUUACGUCCCAAAUUGGGACUACCCUCUUGAAAGCUCUUUCUUUCAAGAAUCGUCAGCCAUCUUGGGUCACCAUUCAGACAUCACGGCAGCUUUCGAAAGCUGCCGUGGUGUCGUGUUCACAGGCGAAGGUAUAAACUCGAAUGGUAGCCCUCAAAAGCUACGGAAGUUCUCGCUGCAUUGAUCAGCAAAUUAUGAAACAGGUUUGUUGAUGCAUGUUACUUCAGAUAUCUAAACGUUUUCUAAGCACAAGCCAAAUCCUAGUAGCAUGGAGGAGUAAGGUGUGAUCAAGCAGCUUGAACGGUGAACAGUGACUUGAUUAUUCCGUGUUUUCGGGCCAUGUAAAUGGCAUGAACAUGAGGAGCUUAUAUCAACGACUACAUAAGAAUGAGAGCUCGAAAUGUCUGUCCGUGCUAUGUUUCC